GGUGGCAGUGUGGCCCGGCGGACUGUUGUGAACGUCCUCUUUCGUGACGCGAGUCCUCCGCUCAGAGUCUCUCGUGUUUAACUGUGGCCGCUGUGCAGCAAAACUGGAUUUAAUAACGACCCAGAGUGGACAGACACACCACAGGACAUCUUUCACCCGCACAUAGAUUGACAGCUACCUUCAACAAUGUCUCGUUUCUUCGCCACCGGGUCUGACAGUGAGUCAGAGGAGUCCUCGUCUGCCGAUGAGAUCACUCCCAAAGCACCCGGGACAACUUUCAAGCAGUCAUUGCUGCUUAGUGAUGAUGAGGAGGACACUAAGAGAGUGGUGCGCAGCGCCAAAGACAAAAGAUUUGAGGAGUUGACCAACCUCAUCAAGACCAUCCGCAAUGCUAUGAAGAUCCGUGACAUGGCCAAAUGUCUGGAGGAAUUUGAGCAGCUAUGUCGAGCCUUCCUCAAAAGCAAGAAUAUAGUGGACAAAGAAGGUGUUCCUCCUUUCUACAUUCGUCUUCUUGCCGACCUGGAGGACUAUCUGAACCAGCUUUGGGAGGACAAAGAGGGCAAGAAGAAGAUGAACAAGAACAAUGCAAAGGCCCUCAGCACUCUACGUCAGAAGAUCCGCAAGUACAACAGAGAUUACGAAUCAGAAAUUGCUGCAUACAAGGAGAACCCACAGGAGUCUGCGGAUGAAGAGGAGGAGAAGGAGCCAGAGGAUUCUGGUUCCUCUUCUGAGAGUGAAGGAGAGACAGGCGAUGAGACAGCCAAGGCCUUCUUGAAGAAAAAACCUGAGCCUACUCCAGACGCCAGCAAGUUCCUCAAGUCUGCCAAGGGAUCUGGGGAUGAGUCCUCUUCCAGUGAGGAUGAUGAUGAUCCGGAAGACUGGGGCUCAGAUACUGUUGACAGUGGCAGCGAUAGCUCGGAUGAAGGGGAGGGAAAAGGUGCUAACCUGGCUGUGGUCUUCCUCAAGAAGGCCCAGGAGACUGAGAAGUCCAGCGAAAAGAAGGUCGGGAAGAAGAAGAAGCACAAGAAAGAGCGGCUCCAGGACGAGGCUGAGGAGGAGGGAGGAGAGGAGGUUGAGGGAGGCUGGGAGAAAGUGAAGGGAGGCGCCCCAAUGGUCAAGGAAAAGCCCAAGAUGUUUGCCAAGGGCACAGAGAUAAACACAACAGUGGUGGUGAAGAAGCUGCAUGAGAUCCUGCAAGCAAGAGGCAAGAAGGGCACAGACAGGGCUGCCCAGAUUGAACUUCUCCAUCUUCUGGCUGCCAUCUCUGCUGAGAAUAACUUGGGUCAAGGUAUCCUGGUCAAGAUUAAGUUCAACAUCAUCGCCUCCCUGUAUGACUACAACCCCAACUUGGCAGCCUUCAUGAAGGCCGACAUGUGGAAGAAGUGCCUGGAUUGUAUCAACGAGCUGCUGGACAUCCUCUUUGAGGAGAACAACAACAUCUUCAUUGGGGAGAACAUUGCAGAGGACAGCGAGAGUCUGGCAAUCUCUGACCAGCCAUUCAGGGUGCGUGGAUGUGUCUUAACUCUGGUGGAGAGGAUGGAUGAAGAGUUCACCAAGAUCAUGCAAAACACUGAUCCCCACUCACAAGAAUAUGUUGACAAUCUGAAAGACGAGGGACGAGUUUGUGGCGUCAUUGACCGGCUGCUCGACUAUUUGGAGAACAAGGGCAGCACUGAAGAGAUUUGCCGCGUCUACCUGCGCAGGAUAAUGCACACCUACUACAAGUUUGACUACAAGGCCCACCGGCGCAGCCUGGCCCUCCAGGGAGAGACCAAGUCUGAGCAGGACCAGGAGGAGUGCGAGGGGGAGGACAGCGCUGUGAUCAUGGACCGUCUCUGCAAGUUCAUCUAUGCCAAAGAUCGCACCGACCGCAUCCGUACCUGUGCGAUCCUCUGCCACAUCUAUCACCACGCUCUGCAUUCACGCUGGUACCAGGCCCGUGACCUGAUGCUGAUGAGCCACCUGCAGGACAACAUCCAGCACGCUGACCCGCCCGUACAGAUCCUGUACAACAGAACCAUGGUCCAACUGGGCAUCUGUGCUUUCAGACAGGGCAUGAUAAAAGAUGCCCACAAUGCCCUGCUGGAUAUCCAGUCCUCUGGCCGUGCCAAGGAGCUCCUGGGUCAGGGUUUGCUCAUGAGGAACAUGCAGGAGAGGAACGCCGAGCAGGAGAAGAUCGAAAAGAGAAGACAAGUGCCGUUCCACAUGCACAUUAACCUGGAGCUGCUGGAGUGUGUGUACCUGGUGUCAGCCAUGCUGUUGGAGAUUCCAUACAUGGCUGCCCAUGAAUUUGACGCCCGCCGCAGGAUGAUCAGCAAGCAGUUCCACCACCAGCUUAGGGUGGGAGAGAGACAGCCACUGUUGGGGCCCCCAGAGAGCAUGAGGGAGCACGUGGUGGCCGCCAGCAAAGCCAUGAAGAUGGGAGACUGGCGAACCUGCCACUCAUUCAUCAUCAAUGAGAAGAUGAACAGUAAAGUGUGGGACCUGUUUCCCGAGACUCAGCGAGUACGCCAGAUGCUUGUCAGGAAAAUCCAAGAGGAGUCGCUGAGGACUUAUCUGUUUACGUACAGCAGUGUGUAUGACUCCAUCAGCAUGGGGACACUGUCUGAGAUGUUUGAGUUAGAGAUCCCCACGGUUCACAGCAUAAUCAGCAAGAUGAUCAUCAACGAGGAGCUGAUGGCAUCACUCGACCAGCCCACACAGACGGUGGUGAUGCACCGCACAGAGCCCACCUCCCUGCAGAACAUGGCUCUGCAGCUGGCCGAGAAACUGGGCAGCCUGGUGGAGAACAACGAGCGUGUCUUUGACCUAAAACAGGGCGUCUACGGAGGCUACUUCAACAGAGAUCAGAAAGGUGGCUACCAACAGAACAAGUCCUAUCAGAGAGAUCAGAAAGGUUCAUACCACGGGAAUAAGUCGGGCUACCAGAGAGGCGGCUACAGAAACCAGAACCAAAACAACUACUAGGCUUUGAACGUGAGGAUUUCAGCCUCACCACCUGAAUUAGUUUUCAUUCCAUAACAACAACCACCACCUUCUGUACUUGGCACUUGGCUGUGUGCUGUUCUCCUUGUUUGACUCAAAACUGAUCCUGAUACAGCUGAAGGUCAAUGAAGUUACAAGCUUUUCUCACUGCAACUGCAUAGUGACUUUUUUAUUCCGGUUCUGACAACUUCUUUGGAUAAACGUGAAGAGUUUUAAGAUUAAUGCUAAAAGAAAAUGGGACACGAAAGGCAGCGCAGUGAGGUUAGUUUGUGGCAGUGGAGUCAGCUGACAGUUACAUCAAGUAGUGUUGACAAAUACUUAUUAAAUAAACAAUAAUAAACAGUGA
Messenger RNA from Paralichthys olivaceus (Japanese flounder), 3331 nucleotides. It is a transcript of the gene eif3c, whose product is annotated as eukaryotic translation initiation factor 3, subunit C. Gene Ontology annotation, biological process: translational initiation. Gene Ontology annotation, cellular component: eukaryotic translation initiation factor 3 complex. The record is from RefSeq and is a predicted model, not a curated record. NCBI's taxonomy places the organism in Eukaryota, Metazoa, Chordata, Actinopteri, Pleuronectiformes, Paralichthyidae. Gene Ontology annotation, molecular function: translation initiation factor activity; RNA binding; translation initiation factor binding.